Messenger RNA from Paramecium octaurelia, 758 nucleotides. NCBI's taxonomy places the organism in Eukaryota, Ciliophora, Oligohymenophorea, Peniculida, Parameciidae. The record is from the annotation of a GenBank genome assembly.
AUGGCAUCAGGGAAGCUUUUAUGUGAUUAUUAUUCUAUUAUUGANAGAAUGUCUCAUAAAUGUAAUUAUAUUUCUAAAUGACUUAGGCGGAAAUGGAAACUAAUACUAUUGGAUGAAAGGGUUGCUUUGAAUAGAGAAAAACAAUUAUAUCUGACUAAUAAAGAGAAAAUAAAUCACAUGAAGAAAAAGUUUUUAGUUGACUCUGAACAACUGAGGUCUCAACUUUUGUUAGCUUAACAAUUUGAUUAGAACAAUAGGAAGAAAGAUUUAAUAAGGAAACUCAAAUCAGAAAUGGAAGACUAAUAAAGUAAGAUUGCUAAAGAUACAGAGAAAUCAGAUAAUUGGAGAUUAAUAAUAUUAUAGAGGGCCAGGAUCUUAGACUAGAUGGAAAUAAAUAUAAAUGAUGAAAAUCCUCAAUCGUCAUUAUUAUAUUCUCUAGAACAAUUAUAUCGGCUAUAUAUUUAAAUGGGAGAAAUCGACUUAAAUGAUUAUAUACAAGAAUAGUCAAUCUCGAAAAUGAAUUAACCAUAUGAUAACUAAAAAUAAGCAGAGUCCUCUUAACAAGCGAUAUAAGAUAGAAGUUAAGAAUAGUAGGAUCAAUUAGCAAAGCAAUUAAUAAUAUAAAAAGAAGAGUUGUAAAAUUAAAAGAACAAGGUUAUUGUUAAUAAAUAUUUUAGAUUCAUAGCACUUAUCCUUAGAGUAUAGAUGCCAAGGAAAGGUUGCUAAGGUAUUAAGAAUUUAUACAACAAAAGGUUUGA